Staurois parvus is the source of this 2479-nucleotide messenger RNA. The record is from the annotation of a GenBank genome assembly. Lineage: Eukaryota; Metazoa; Chordata; Amphibia; Anura; Ranidae.
UGGACUGAUCACCAGAUUAGACAGGCCCUCUUUCCACUUAGGCGGUCACCUCAAGUCACUGAUGAAAAUGAUGAUGACUACCAGAUGUUUAUGAUGAAUGAAUGCUCCAAAUUGGAAUCAUCAAGGUCACAAGAGGAAAGAGGUGCAUCCAGUAGACCAUGUAGCUGGCAUCUGGGCCUAAUGCAAGAAGAUGGUGCAAGCAAUUCAUACUGCAAAGUUGUCAGAAGAGCAAGUAGUGUAGGAGAAAAUAAAACACAUCUGCGUCACUCAAGAAGCAGACAAAAUAACAGCAAAUACCACUGUGAUGUUUUAAAAAAAUUUUGAGCCAAAUCCUAAAUUUUCUUCUCUUGGUUCAUCCGAGGAGUUAACUAUUGAUGACAUUGAACAUGUUUAUGACAACAUCAGCUAUGAUGAUCUCAAACAGAUGGGAAGGAGAGAUGAGUCAGACUUCCUGAUUAACACAGUGAGUGAUACUUUGCAGCAAAGUAAUGACAAUAUUAACCUUCAGUCAUUAAAAGGACCUGAAAGGAACAAGUCUACUUCAGUGCCAAACAAAGAAAAAGUGAUGCUUAAAAGAGGGACAUCUCAUUCAAGCUCCCAGGAGCUCAGAAUAAUAGAAGAAAACAUCUAUGACUCUAUAUGUAUACAAAAACAAUCACUGGAACAGAAAAGGAAAAAUCAGCGGUCCAAGAGGAACAGCUUUAUGGGCUUGGAUGGAGAAUUUCAGUGUUUUGAUGCCACAGAUCAUUUUGUGUCUGAAGAUAGUUUACAGUUCAGUGAGGACGAAUCCUCAGACCAUCGUGUGCCAGAAGGAGAUGAAUAUUUUAGCCAGCUUCAAACUUCUUCAAACUUGGAUUCGGUUUCCCACAAAGCUGCAGCAGACAGGCUGUCAGAAGAAGUAGAUAAAAUCUGGAAUGAUUUGGAAAACUACAUAAAAAAGAACGAAGAAAAGAAAAAUGAACGCUUAUUGGCCUCCUUUCCAGUGAGCAAAGAGGAUGUUCGUGAAAAGAGACAAAUGCAAAAUAGGUCUCGUUACAGCAAAGAAUAUUCAUUAUCAUCACUGUGCUUACUAGACAGUUCACCUUUGCCGAGGGCAGUAGUAAGUAGGAGCCCCAGUAUCCAUAAAGAAGACCUGAGUCCUCCAGCCUCUCCUAGUAGUUCGGUAUUUAGCCUAAAAAGGACUUCUCUGACUAGUGAGAUGAGUUUUGUGGAGUCACCAUACUUUUCAUCUCAGAGCACUCUAACCCUCUCUGAUAAAAUGAGUUCUUCUCAUGGAUUAGAUAGUGCUGAAAAAUCAAAAAAUAAAGUCUUUACAAUGGCAAGAGAAUACAGCCAGAAAAUCAGAAAAGCCAAUCAACUUUUAAAAAUGAAAAGCCCAGAGCAGGAGCAACCAUCUUGCAAAUCACAAAAGCUAAAGGAGAAAGACCUUGCUGCUAUAAUGGAAGAAAAGAAACAAGGCGGUACAGCGAUCGGUGCAAGAAUUGCAGAAUAUUCUCAGCUUUAUGACCAGAUUCUAUUCCGUGAUUCCCCUGCAAGAGCAAAAAAAGAAGGUAGAGACAGCACAAAAGACUCGCCUGUGGUUAAGUCUCAGGAACGGCUAUCCCCUCAACCGCCCUCUAAAUGUUCACCAACAACCAAUAUGCAUACUGUCAAUGUCAAUGGAGAAACUAGAGACUUUUUUACCAGAGGGAAACAAACAAAUCUAGCAGCCACCUGCUCUGUCCCGUCCUUGAACAAGUCAAAUCCUUCAAGUCUACAUACACAGAGGUGGAGUGCAUUUAGCCAAAGGAAGGAUGAAAAUACAAGCCAGAAUCAUGGCUAUAAUUCAUUAGGGAGGAGAAUAUGUGAAAGUGCCCGUCCGUAUAUUCGUUCCCAGUCCUCUUCUUCCAUGUUACUCCACAGGACAAAAGAGCCUGUUAAAUAUGUAAAACAUUCUACUAUGCCACAGUCACGGCAUGACUCUAAACCUGAGAGAAUGUCUGAAAUUUAUGAUUUUGGUGGCAGCUCCACUGAGGAGAAAGUACCACAAGAGGAGAACUCAGAUUUGACAUUACAAGACUCUCAGAAGAUCCUAGUGUUGAACACGUUGUCUUCGCUAAAUGCACAAAUUGCUACUUUAAACUAUUUUGCAAACUUCAAAGACAGUGAAGGUGAUGGCGAUGAUGAUGACUAUGUGGAGAUAAAGUCAGAUGACGAGGAAGAUAGCUUGGAAGCUUCUUCCAACCAGGCAGUAAAGCUGAACAUACAUGAUGAACAUCCUCAAAGCCCAUUCUCUAGCACACCAUAUUCCUUCAGCAUGCCCAGUACACCAGUUAAGACUAUAAAUGACAAGGAAAGCCUUGAUUCCCACAUAACAGGUUACGACGAUGUAGAUAAACUAAAAGACUAUCUUUGGAGGCCUCCAUCCUCCAACCAGCAGAACAUUGUUCAGUCACUGCGAGAAAAGUUUCAGUGUCUUAGCUCCAGCAGUUUUGCUUAA